AUGGCUAGAACUUUUUUCGUCGGUGGUAACUUCAAAUUGAACGGUUCCAAGAAAUCUAUCAAGGAAAUCGUUGAAAGAUUGAACCAAGCUUCUCUAUCAGAGAACGUUGAAGUUGUUCUAUGUCCACCUGCUCCAUACUUGGAAUACACCGCUUCUUUGGUCCAAAAGAAGCAAAUUACCGUCGGUGCUCAAAACACCUGGACCAAGGCUUCUGGUGCUUUCACUGGUGAAAACUCUGUUGACCAAGUCCUAGACGUUGGUGCUAAGUGGGUCAUCCUAGGUCACUCCGAGAGAAGAACUAUCUUCCACGAGGAUGACAAGUUGAUCGCUGAAAAGACCAAGUUCGCUUUGGACCAAGGUGCUGGUGUCAUCUUCUGUAUCGGUGAGACUUUGGAAGAAAAGAAGGCUGGUGUUACUCUAGAUGUCUGUGAAAGACAAUUGAACGCUGCCAUUGCCGAAGUCAAGGACUGGACUAACGUUGUUGUUGCUUACGAACCAGUCUGGGCUAUUGGUACCGGUUUGGCCGCUACUGCUGAAGAUGCUCAAGACAUCCACGCUUCUCUAAGAAAGCUAUUGGCUGCUAAGUUGGGUGACAAGGUCGCUCAACAGACCAGAAUCCUAUACGGUGGUUCCGCUAACGGUUCCAACGUGGCCUCUUUCAAGGACAAGGCCGAUGUCGAUGGUUUCUUGGUCGGUGGUGCUUCUUUGAAGCCAGAAUUCGUUGACAUUGUCAACUCCAGAAAAUAA
Torulaspora delbrueckii is the source of this 747-nucleotide messenger RNA. RefSeq names its product triose-phosphate isomerase TPI1 (gene TPI1). Gene Ontology annotation, cellular component: cytosol. The record is from RefSeq and is a predicted model, not a curated record. Gene Ontology annotation, biological process: glycerol catabolic process; gluconeogenesis; glycolytic process. The coding region runs from base 1 to 747 and encodes 248 amino acids. Gene Ontology annotation, molecular function: triose-phosphate isomerase activity. The transcript has a single exon. Lineage: Eukaryota; Fungi; Ascomycota; Saccharomycetes; Saccharomycetales; Saccharomycetaceae.